GCGGCCAAAGUGCAACAAAAUGUGUGAUUUAAUCAUCUAAUUCCGUGGUUUUACAAACAUCUUGAUAUGUGGAAUUCUGUCCUUCGUACGCUCUGCGUGCGCCAAACACCCAAUUCGAUCGGUAGCCUGCUGCGUUACUCCAAUCAACGCGUACCGGUGGCACUACGGAGCACAAAACCCAAAUCCGAUAGACCAACGACACAAUACUUUGUCGAUUCCCGGUCAAUCCGUGCGAUCGGAGGGAACGGCGGUGAUGGUUGUAUCUCCUUUCUGCGCCUCUGGUGCAACGAAAACGCAGGCCCCGACGGAGGAGAUGGUGGAAAUGGGGGACAUGUAGUGCUCCAGGCGACACAGGACGUACGGGACUUUAACCACAUCACAACACAACUGCGUGCGGACAGCGGAGAGAAGGGUGCGACCAAGGAUUGCCACGGACGGAACGCAAACCACACCGUGGUGAAGGUACCGCUCGGGACGAUCAUCAAGAACGAGCAGGGAAAGGUGGUCGGUGAUCUGUCCGACGAGGGCAUGAUGUUUGUCGCAGCUCGCGGUGGUGCCGGUGGAAAGGGCAAUCAAUUCUUCAAAAGUGACCUCGAACAAGCACCGCAAGUCGCGGAGCUCGGUGCGAACGGUGAGGAGAUGGCGUACACGCUGGAGCUACGCAGUAUGGCUCACAUCGGAUUUAUUGGGCUUCCGAAUGCCGGGAAAAGUACGCUGUUGAGAGCGAUAAGCCGUGCCCGGCCAAAAGUGGCCCCGUAUCCGUUCACCACGCUGAAACCUCACCUCGGAAUGGUUCAGUAUGAUGAUUACGAGCAGAUUGCCGUUGCUGAUCUGCCCGGUUUGAUCAAGGAUUCCCAUCGUAACAAGGGACUCGGUAUCAACUUCCUGAAGCACGCCGAGCGCUGUAACGCUCUGCUGUUCGUGGUCGAUGCUUCAGUGGACGAACCGUGGCUCCACUACCAGACGCUACUGCACGAGCUGGGGAUGUUCAGUGAAGAGUUACUGGAACGGCCACGGUUGUUGAUUGCGAAUAAGAUAGAUCUCCCCGAGGCGGAACGGAAUCUGGAACUACUGGCACACCAUGUGGACAUCCCUGUGCUGCCGGUCAGUGCACGCAUGGGCAUGAAUAUUGCCGAGUUGCUGCAUGAGAUUCGAGUACUGUACGAUGCUGCUGCGCAGACGAAAAAGGAUAGCAAUCCACCGGAUCAGAGUGUGGACCAACGAUAACACACCAGUAGAGAGAAACCGGACGAAGAGAGAUUGUAAUUGUAA
Molecule: messenger RNA, 1272 nt
Organism: Anopheles aquasalis
Lineage: Eukaryota; Metazoa; Arthropoda; Insecta; Diptera; Culicidae
Product: mitochondrial ribosome-associated GTPase 2
Cellular component (GO): mitochondrion
Molecular function (GO): magnesium ion binding; GTP binding; GTPase activity
Source: RefSeq, a predicted model, not a curated record